Molecule: messenger RNA, 1851 nt
Organism: Talaromyces marneffei
Lineage: Eukaryota; Fungi; Ascomycota; Eurotiomycetes; Eurotiales; Trichocomaceae
Exons: 6
Coding region: 1-1851 (616 amino acids)
Biological process (GO): DNA-templated transcription; regulation of DNA-templated transcription
Cellular component (GO): nucleus
Molecular function (GO): DNA binding; zinc ion binding; DNA-binding transcription factor activity, RNA polymerase II-specific
Source: RefSeq, a predicted model, not a curated record
AUGGAGAAUUACGAAGCCUCCGUCCGUGGCUCAGAGGACACAAUUCAAAGUUCCGAGAGGUCCACACGUCGUCUUGAUACUAGAAGUAACUCUCCAGCAACCGGGCCAAUGCCCUCUAGAGUUUGCGAUGGUUGUAUCCGGAGAAAAGUCAAGUGCGACCAAAAACGCCCUAGUUGCUCACGUUGCGUGGAGCAUGGGAUAAUAUGUACCUACUCCUCAAUACGACGCAAGCCUGGACCCUUAAGAGGCUCACAUCGCGUCAAGCGGUCAGAGAAAGUCCAAGAAGCUUCAGGCCGUCGGCGAUAUUAUGCUAGCCCGCGAAUGCAAGUCGACGAUGACGCAUAUCUCGAUGAUUCAAUGUCAACGUCCGGGGACUCCCCCGCUUCCUCGACGCUUCGGCCACGAGAUGCUUCCAAAGAGCCAAACAUCACCCAGUCUGCCAAUUCGCUCGAGUGUGAAAUCUCCCCAUGGCAGGAAGAAUAUCUUCUUGACAAGUACUUCGACUUAUUUAAUGACGCCAACCCGAUAUUUUCUCGAGAAAACUUUCUGCACAGAUAUCGGAAGGCGCUAUGCUGUCAAGAUCUCAUUUCCACGAUGACCAUAAUUACGGCCAAGUUGAUCGGCUUUGCCCUCGAAGGCCCAGACCUGGAUGCCCGCAUUGACCAUCUGCUCAGUGCAAAUCAUCUAGAACUCGAUAUAAUAGGGGACUCGCCAACUCUCGACCAGAUGCGCAAAGCGUACAUACUGGCAUUCUAUGAGUUUCAUCAGUUUCCGGGCGACCAGUCGUGGAUGCGUAUGGGCAGGUUGACACGGAUUGCUUAUCGAGUAGGAAUAGACAAGCUUGAGCGCCUCCCCACAUUUUAUUCUGAUUGGGCUGCUAUCAGCAAAGCCGAAAUGCAGGAAUGGAGACUGCUCUGGUGGUGCAUCUAUAAAGUCGAUUCAUAUACGAACCUCGCAGCAGGUACACCUUAUUUGAUCAAUAAGGACUUUAUCAAUACCGCCCUUCUGACGAGUCAAUCAAGCACAAUAUUAUCAAAUGGGGGGUCAAAUGACUGCAAAGAAGUAUACUUACCAACCAGCUCCGAAGAUUUGUGGGAAGUAAUCCCUGCGUUAACUUCCAAUCCGGAUACAUUUCUGGCAAAUAUUCAUAUAGUUACUGUGACCGCCAUGCGCGAUGUCGCCUUAGUUGGCCGCAUAUAUUUCUUACGUGCACACGCGGACACAGUCGAGGCAUUUAGUGAAGCUGGAAGACAGCUUUCGGCUCUUCGACUCGCACUUCCAUUUGGGUGGCUCAACACAGAUCGUAACGCCUUGGCAGGGGAAUCCCAGCCAAAUCAUCACGCAAGACUAGUCACCAUUUUUCAUCUGUCCUUCGCGCAAUUAUUCAUGGAGGUUCUAAAUUGUAGAGGCGAAGAAGGCGAGGGAUGGACACGAAGCUGGCAAAGAAUCCUUGAAAAUUGCCAGAACGUUGCAAGAGCGGCUGCUCGGUGGGAUAGUUCGUUUUGUGUCAGAGUGGACCCAGCGAUCAGUCUUGUUUUUCUCACGGCACUCAUUUUCCUUGAAGUUCAUAAGAAGACGAGUGUUAGUUCCGCCACAGUCAAUUUGGAAUCCAUCAUCAAGCAAGAUCAGGCCAUAAUUCGCCUGCUCUUGGACCAAUUUGCGAAGAUCUGGACGCUACCGAGGCUUAUCAUAUUGUCCUUCGAAAGCUUCAGAGAAUCAUUUUCUGGCGUUUCCGGUUCACUAUCUCAACGUCAAAUCAAAGCAAUCCUGAUGGGUUAUAAAGGUCCAUUGCACCCAAGAUGGGUGCAAUUCCUCGCUUCUGUUCGUACAAUCGUGAACGAUGCCGGCUAG